Messenger RNA from Aspergillus nidulans FGSC A4, 1806 nucleotides. RefSeq names its product putative MFS peptide transporter. The record is from RefSeq and is a predicted model, not a curated record. NCBI's taxonomy places the organism in Eukaryota, Fungi, Ascomycota, Eurotiomycetes, Eurotiales, Aspergillaceae. Gene Ontology annotation, cellular component: plasma membrane; membrane. Bases 1 to 1806 code for a protein of 601 amino acids. Gene Ontology annotation, molecular function: transmembrane transporter activity; dipeptide transmembrane transporter activity. Gene Ontology annotation, biological process: transmembrane transport; oligopeptide transport. The transcript is spliced from 5 exons.
AUGGGCUCCUCUAACCCCAAGAACUCGUCAGAUAUGGCAGACAGCACUUUCAAACACUCCGUCGAGAUGCAGACGGGAAAGGCUGCGACUAUUUCUACUUCUUCCAUCAGACACGGCCGCGAGUAUCCGACUGAGCAGGAGCUGAACACCCUCCGUCGUGUUUCUGGAAAGGUUCGCUGGACCGCAUACACCAUUGCCUUCGUGGAACUAUGCGAGCGAUUCUCUUAUCAUGGAACCACUGCCGUCUUCACCAACUUCAUCCAGCAGCCUCUACCCCCCAACUCCACCACUGGCGCUGGUUUCAGUGGUCAGUCCGGAGCUCUGGGCCAUGGCCAGCGUGCAUCGACCGGGUUGAACACCUUCAAUACCUUCUGGUGUUAUCUGAUGCCGAUCCUGGGAGCAUGGAUCGCAGAUGAAUUCUUGGGCCGUCUUAGAACCAUCCAGAUCUCGAUUGCAUUUGCCAUGUUUGGUCACAUCCUCCUAAUCAUAUCUGCACUCCCACCUGUCAUCGCCCACGCUCACGGCGCUCUGACGAUCUUUUCCAUCGGCCUUGUUAUCUUCGGCAUUGGUGUUGGGGGUUUCAAAUCGAAUAUUGCCCCGUUGAUUGCAGAGCAGCAUAGAGGCAAUCGUCCGUACAUCAAGGCCGACCCUGUGACCGGCGAACGAUAUAUAGUGGACCCAGCGCAGACCGUCUCCAGAGUCUUCAUGUACUUCUAUUUCAUGAUCAAUGUCGGCGCUCUAAUCGGCUCGAUUUCCAUGGUCUAUGCGGAGAAAUACAUUGGGUUUUGGCUGUCCUUUCUUCUUCCAACCGUCAUGUUUGCAUUUUGUCCAAUGGUUCUGUUCAUCUGCCGGCACAAGUACAACACUACGCCACCAACUGGUUCGGUUGUAGGCAAAGCGUUUAGACUGUGGGCUUUCGCAAUGAAGCCGCAUUGGACCUGGAAUCCUGUUAGACUUAAUCUCCGCCACAGACCAUCCUGGAUGACCUUUGACGACCAAUGGGUCGAUGAAGUUCGUAGGGCCGUCAAAGCAUGCGGCGUCUUUGCCUGGUACCCCAUUUACUGUCCGUCCAUCAUAGGUUCUCAAUGGAAAAACAGGCUGCUGACUCUUCUGUGCAACAUAGGGCUUGCCUACGGCCAAAUGACCAGCAACCUAAUAUCACAAGCCGCCACAAUGGAACUCAACGGUGUGCCCAACGAUAUAAUCAAUAACCUCGAUCCUCUCGCACUCAUAAUUUUCAUCCCAGUCAUGGACCAAUUUGUCUAUCCGUUCAUUCGCAAGCUCGGUUUUAACUUCACACCCUUGAAGCGCAUCUACGCAGGGUACAUGGUCGCCUCUUUUUCCAUGAUCACAGCCACAGUAACUCAGCAUUAUAUUUAUGUCCGCAGCCCGUGCCAUAACAGGGCUUCCUCUUGCGACGAGCCAGCCCCCAUAAGCGUCUGGUGGCAGACGAUCCCGUACGUGCUCAUCGCGCUAUCGGAAAUAUUCACCUCGAUAUCCGGCUACGAGUACGCGUACACAAAGGCGCCGCGCAACAUGAAGAGUAUUGUACAAAGCUUGUACCUCUUCACGAACGCGGUAAGUGCCGCGAUCCAGCAGGGACUGACGAGUUUGAGUGCGGAUCCGUUGUUGAAGUGGAACUACGGCUUCAUUGCGGUAUUAGCGUUCUUUGGGGGCCAUCUUUUCUGGUAUACACAUUGGCGGCUGGAUCGGGAAGAAGAUUAUUUAAAUCACUUGGAGCCGUCAAGUUUUCUGGGACGGGGUUCUGGGAGGAAGAAGCGCCAGGAUGCGGACUUGGAGAAGUAG